Messenger RNA from Aspergillus pseudotamarii, 226 nucleotides. RefSeq lists its product as uncharacterized. Lineage: Eukaryota; Fungi; Ascomycota; Eurotiomycetes; Eurotiales; Aspergillaceae. The coding region runs from base 18 to 194 and encodes 58 amino acids. The transcript has a single exon. The record is from RefSeq and is a predicted model, not a curated record.
GGAGAUCGAAAGGCAGAAUGCGAAAAUCAGUCAACUGCAGGAUACGCUACGAACUCAGAACUCGAUGCUUGAACAGAUGUUGGGCGCUGUUUGCGUUGCUGUCCCUGGUAUCCAUGAUGAGUGUGAUAGGUGUUCGACCUUUUGAGUCUGAGGAUUCCGAUAUACGUAAAUAUAACUUGCGUCCACCUAGUUGAUCGGAUCUACCUGGCCCUUGGGCUUAAAGCGC